UUUAGAGCACAGCCGAGAGGGAGGAGAAGAGAAAGGGCGACAGAGGCGAGCUUAGAGACACUGGCGAGAAGACAAACGAUGUAGUCAGGAUGAAGACUUAAGUCACGGUGAUUUUUCUCACGAUAGGACUGCAAGACUUUAAAGCAAAAACAGAACCCGGCAUCGCACACUGCAAGGAGAGGUAAAAGUGAAGUCCGACGUCGCACUCCUCCUGCGCCCGGCGCGCCUCGGUGUCACGGCACAGAGGAAUCCUGGAUGAGCGGAAACUGUGAACUUCAGCACCUGAGGAGAGGACAGCUCCCCCGUAUGUGCUGCUCCUCCAGGACCUCCUGUCCCCAAAACCACCGCCAACACUUCCAGUCUCACAGGCUGCCUAACAAGUCUGGAAGAAGUCUGAACAAGAUCCACUGACGGAGAGAUCCGCUGCUGACUGUAUGCUCAAUAUGUACCAGGGGCAUUUACAAGGGAAAGACUCUAGGGCUGCAGAUAAGACUGUUGCCAUGGUCCUGAAGGAGAUACCCAGUAAGGCGUCAUCAGAAGGGAAGCCCCUCCUCACAGUGACUACCAAGUUGGUGAGUGAGCAACAAGAGAGCCGCCCCCUCCUAAGCCCCUCCAUCGACGAUUUUCUCUGCGAGACCAAGUGUGAUGGGCUUUCCCGCCCAUUGACUUCCAACACAGCUGUUCUGUCUUCAACACUGGACCUGCUGGAUCUGAGUGAACCUGGUGAUAGGAAAACCAUCAAGAACAGGAGGAGUCCGCUGUCGUCCCGCGGCAACAGCCUGAAGAAAAACGCUCACAGGAAGAAGACGGAUGAGACCGAGCUGAUCCAGGUGGAAAUAGAACAGACAGGACCAAGCAUGAGAACCCCUGAGAGGGCGUCCAUAGAUUCAGUGACGAUUGGUUCACCAUUGGAUAAAUGGGAAGAGCUGAACCCAAACCCUGAAAGGAAUGGCAACAGGAAAUGGAAGUUAGAAAGAAGGCGUUCUUCAAAAAACUCCUCCAAUGAGUUUCUCUGGUCCAUCGACUGUAAAUCCCAAUUAGAGCCAUCGAAUAAGAACUCCCUAGAAGUAAAUACCAAAGCGGAUCCAGAGGCUGCCCUAGCAUCUCAACUCAACAGGCAGUAUAUUAGUGGAAGACAUGCUCGCCUAAAUAAGGAGCAGCGGUUGGGCAGCGCCCUCUUGUCCAGGAAUCAGUCCCUGGAGGAGGAGUUUGAGCGAGCCAAAGCUGCUGUUGAGUCAGACACAGAGUUCUGGGAUAAGAUGCAGGCGGAGUGGGAAGAGCUUGCUCGGCGGAACUGGCUGACAGAAAAUGAGCAGGCGCAGAUUCCCUCCAGUGUCUCUCCGCAUGAGAAGGGUUACUACUUCCACACAGAUAAUCCAUAUAAGGACUUGCCUAACGCAUUUGAAGAGGGACAAAAGAAGUCCAAAGAAGGAGACUUGCCAAACGCUGUUCUUAUGCUGGAAGCUGCUGUCCUGCAGGACCCUCAUGAUUCAGAGGCUUGGCAAGUGUUAGGGACCACCCAGGCUGAAAAUGAGAACGAACAGGCGGCCAUCGUCUCCCUACAGCGGUGUUUGGAGCUCCACCCAAACAACCUCCCAGCCCUCAUGGCUCUGGCAGUGAGCCUGACCAACACGGGUAUGCGCAACGAUGCCUGUGAGGCCCUGCUCCGCUGGCUGCGGCACAAUCCAAAGUACAAACACCUGCUGAAGGGAAAGACACAACUGGUCGGAUCCCCAAACUCUCAACGAAGGAUGUCACAUGUUCUUAACAUGGGAAGACAUGAAAGCUCCCUGCAACCCGAGGUCAAGGAGCUCUUUCUGGAAGCAGUUCAGCACAACUCUGACAGCAUCGACCCAGAUUUACAGACAGGCCUUGGGGUGCUCUACAACCUCAGCGGAGAGUUCAACAAAGCUGUGGAGGCCUUUAAUACAGCGCUAUCAGUGCGGCCCGAGGACUACUUGUUGUGGAAUCGCCUUGGAGCCACGCUUGCAAAUGGGGACCGGAGUCAGGAGGCCGUGGAGGCGUACACACGAGCCCUGAAGCUACAGCCAGGAUUUAUCAGGUCUCGCUACAACCUGGGAAUCAGCUGUAUUAACCUCGGGGCUCACAGAGAGGCAGCCAGUAACUUCCUGACAGCCUUAAGCCUUCAGAGGAAAAGCGGGAGUCGCCAGCAGAACCACCAGGUGAUGUCUGGAAACAUCUGGGCUGCUCUGAGGAUAGCUUUAUCCAUGAUGGACCAGCCCGAGCUCUUCCAGGCUGCAAAUAUUGGUGACCUGGAUCUUCUCAUGCGAGCCUUCAAUUUAGACAUCUGAGGAGUGGGUGGUACUAACACUCACUUCUUGAUUUCAGCCAAAGACCAAAGUGCACACAUCAGAAUGGAUCAAAACUGGUGUUACAGACAAGAGUGUGAUUUUUAUGCAUGUCAAAGUUAACUACAGACAUCAAAGUUGUUAUAUUUUUGUCUCAAGUACCUUGGAGCAGGUCUGAGGACAGGUUCUUCCAAGUAGUGACUGCUUUGUGAUGGAUUUGCACUGCAAUUUGUGAUUUCCCUGAAGAGCACAAGGACGGGCAAAGAUUGUAUGAGCAAUGCCUUAGAGAACACAUCAAUUAAAAACUGACUCAUCCAGUGGAACAGAGCUAAGCCAGUGGAGACGUGCAGACAGACAGUUCCAGCAGGGUCUCACAGAGGAACCUUCACUUGCCGCUUUGCAGAGAAAAGAGGAGGUCUCGAGGAAAAAAAAAAAAGGUUUCGUUAUCCAAUUACUUUCAAAGACUCGAGACUGUCUCACCCUCCUGAAGGAUGGAUUUAGUGAGCAAGUGAUAAAGACUGCACCAUAUGACCUGGAACUCCAGAUUCAAUUCCUGGCUUGUUUUCAUCCUCUUUCAACAGACAAUGAUACUGCAUGAAAAGCAUUUUCAUAAAUGGAUCCUUGUUAAAAAUUAACAUACUUUGAGAAGUUUUCCCUUUGCACUUCAGACAAACAGAUAACUUCCUCAACCCAAGUGGAAUGUGCAAGCCAGGUUGUAAAGCCUUACUCUAAUGCAUGCGAACAACAAUAUUUAUUUAUACUAUUUUUAUUGCAACACAGUAACACUAAGCCAUGUUCAGACUGGUUUUGAUUUCUUUAAAUAACUGUCGUCUUUUGAACUUGAAAGCUGUCUGAGCCAUUUAUUUUUAUUUAUUUUUUCAGUCUUGGCUCCUGGCUUUUGUUUGUUCCCUUUAUGCUGACUGUGAGGAGAAAUGCAGAAAAUCUGGGCAACACUGAUCUGUCAAACCUUCAUUUGUGUGAAAACUUUCAGAGUUCUCUCUGAUGAAAGAAAGUUUGACAGGUCUAAAAAUAUCUCUGUCCGCUUAGGAUGGCUUUAGUAGCCCAUACAUCAUUCUCUCAUUUUCCUAACAGAAUUCAAUACAGCUUAAUAGCAUUACAGGUAAAAAUAAAUGUGUAGCUGCAAGCCAAGACCUUAAAGAGCUUUGGAUAUUUCCUAAUGCAGUCAUUUGUAUCUUCGCUGCGGCUCUGCGGGCAGGGAAGCUCACACAUUUAAUUAAAUCAGUUUGCCUCAGCCAUCAUGCAUGAUUUAAAUAUUUGUGUAAGCUUGAGCAGGAUGCUGCACAUAUUUGAAAUGUUUUCGCUCCACCGUCUGCAAACGUUAGUUUACAUAAUGAUUAUAGAAAACAUUUAGUUAUCCUGCAACCAAAAAACACGUUUGUAAGGAGACAUUUCUUUCAGAAGAUUCUUUUGUUGUUGUUGCAAAACCUCAGAAGCAAAGUUAUUUUCUUAUAACACACUUUUUUUUGGCAAAUACCCUCUUCUGUGUCACUAGUCACUCUGUGCACUGAACACCAACAGAGUCAAGUAAAUGAUAGAUAAUCUGCUGUACUUUAUAGCUCAACACCUUGCUGGUUUGACAGGUGUUGUCCACAGCCUGGGUGUGCUGGAGAAAGUGGGUUUCUAUAUUCAGAUCCUAUGCAAAAAGGUCAUGCUUUAUGUUGCCAUUCAGAUUGUCAGGUUGGUCUUGUCUGCCUCAGCAGACCAAAAAGAAGUGGUGAUUCAGUGCUUUGAGAGAAUGCUAUCAGGGGAAACCAGAGACCAGUUCAAGAGCCAUUCAUUUCUCAAACUGUAACGCUUUGAUGCCAUGGUCUGAAUAGGAAGAAGUGCUUCAUUAGGAAACUGGGGAACAAAAAAAAGAGAGCAACAGAUACACACACACACACACACACACACACAUAGACAAAGCAUCCACCUGAACUGUAGCCUUCAUGUUUUAUAUCCACAUGGUAGAACAAUAUGUCUUUGGCCUCCAUUGCUCCCACCAAAUUCAAACUGUACAUCAAACUUUGCCAUCUGAUACAUGUUCUAUUCCACAUGUCUGUUGCAUUUGUUCUCCCAGAAACUCACCUUGGAUGCACUGAGAAGA
Labrus mixtus (cuckoo wrasse) is the source of this 4416-nucleotide messenger RNA. RefSeq names its product peroxisomal biogenesis factor 5-like a (gene pex5la). Gene Ontology annotation, biological process: protein import into peroxisome matrix, docking. Gene Ontology annotation, molecular function: protein binding. The record is from RefSeq and is a predicted model, not a curated record. Bases 435 to 2312 code for a protein of 625 amino acids. The transcript has 15 exons. NCBI's taxonomy places the organism in Eukaryota, Metazoa, Chordata, Actinopteri, Labriformes, Labridae. Gene Ontology annotation, cellular component: cytosol; peroxisomal membrane.